CAUGCCAGGCGCCGCUGCCCAGCCUCCCGGCCGGAGCUUUGUCUACAGAGGCCGUAGUAGCUGUUGUUGUCCUUUGGGCGGGACAAGGGCGGGUGCCUGGUUGCUGGCAGCCGGUGUCCCUCCUGUUUCUGUGUGGCGCUGUCCCAUGAGUCCGUGUCACCGUCAUGGAUCUGGUUUUAAAUCGUGCGGAUUACGUACAGGUGGGAGUGACCUCUCAGAAGACUAUGAAACUACUUCCUGCCUCAAGACAUAGAGCAACACAAAAGGUGGUUAUUGGAGACAAUGAUGGGGUAGUUAUGUGCUUUGGCAUGAAGAAAGGAGAAACAGUGACUGUGUUCAAGACUUUACCAGGCCUGAAGAUCGAGAGGCUGGAACUAGGAGGGGUUCUGAACACACCUCAGGAGAAGAUUUUUGUUGCUGCUGGAUCUGAGAUUAGAGGCUUCACAAAGAGAGGAAAGCAGUUCCUCUCUUUUGAAACAAACCUCACUGAAAGCAUUAAAGCCAUGCACAUAUCUGGCUCAGACCUCUUUCUCAGUGCAAAUUACAUCUAUAACCAUUAUUGUGACUGCAAAGACCAACAUUACUACCUUUCUGGGGACAAAAUCAAUGAUGUCAUCUGCCUUCCAGUGGAAAGAGUACCACGUAUUACACCAGUAUUGGCCUGCCAGGACCGAGUGCUCAGAGUUUUACAGGGAUCUGAUGUAAUGUAUGAAAUUGAAAUUCCUGGCCCACCAACCGUCUUAGAACUAUACAAUGGAAAUGGCGGUAACUCUGGAGAGGACAUUUUGUUUGGAACAUCAGAUGGAAAACUUGGGCUUAUUCAGAUCACUGCAUCUAAACCAAUACACAAGUGGGAAAUUCGAAAUGAGAAGAAGAGGGGAGGUGUUUUGUGUAUUGACAGCUUUGAUAUUGUGGGUGAUGGUGUUAAAGAUUUACUUGUUGGGAGAGAUGAUGGAAUAGUGGAAGUGUAUAGUUUUGAUAAUGCAAAUGAGCCUGUUCUACGAUAUGAUCAGGUGUUGUCUGAAAGUGUCACAUCUAUCCAAGGAGGUUGUGUAGGGAAAGAUGGCUAUGAUGAAAUCGUGGUGGCUACAUAUUCAGGCUGGGUUACAGGUCUGACAACAGAGCCCAUUCAUAAGGAAAGUGGACCAGGAGAAGAAGUAAAAAUUAAUCAGGAGAUGCAGAAUAAAAUUUCUUCUUUACGGAGUGAGUUGGAACAUCUACAAUGUAAGGUAUUGCAGGAAAGAGAGAACUAUCAAAAGUCUUCUCAAUCAAGCAAAGCAAAAUCAGCAGUACCUUCAUUUAGUAUAAAUGACAAAUUUACAUUAAAUAAGGAUGAUGCCAGCUACAGCCUUGUUUUAGAGGUACAGACUGCGAUUGAUAAUGUCUUAAUACAGAGUGAUGUUCCAAUAGAUUUACUUGAUGUGGAUAAAAAUUCUGCUGUUGUGAGCUUUAGCAGCUGUGAUUCUGAGUCAAAUGACAACUUUGUUCUUGCCACUUAUCGGUGCCAGGCAAAUACCACAAGACUGGAACUCAAGAUUCGUUCAAUUGAAGGCCAGUAUGGCACACUUCAAGCAUAUGUGACUCCAAGAAUUCAACCCAAAAGCUGUCAGGUCCGCCAGUACCAGAUAAAACCUCUUUCACUCCAUCAAAGAACGCACUUUAUUGAUCAUGGCAGACCCAUGAAUACAUUGACUCUAACAGGCCAGUUCAGUUUUGCUGAAGUUCACUCCUGGGUGGUUUUUUGUCUGCCCGAAGUUCCCGAAAAACCUCCAGCGGGAGAAUGUGUGACAUUUUACUUUCAAAACACCUUCCUGGAUACACAACUUGAAAGUGUUUACAGAAAAGGAGAAGGAGUUUUUAAAUCUGACAACAUUUCUACUAUAUCCAUCCUGAAAGAUGUGCUCUCUAAAGAAGCUACAAAAAGGAAAAUUAACCUCAACAUAUCAUACGAGAUAAAUGAAGUGUCAGUCAAACACACUUUAAAGCUAAUCCAUCCAAAGUUGGAGUACCAGUUGCUUUUGGCCAAGAAAGUACAAUUAAUUGAUGCUUUAAAAGAAUUGCAGGUUCAUGAAGGAAAUACAAACUUUCUGAUACCAGAAUAUCGCUGUAUUCUUGAAGAGGCUGAUCACCUACAGGAAGAAUAUAAAAAGCAACCUGCACAUCUUGAACGACUUUAUGGCAUGAUCACUGAUCUUUUCAUCGAUAAGUUUAAGUUCAAAGGCACCAAUGUAAAAACCAAGGUACCUCUGCUACUGGAGAUUCUGGAUAGUUAUGACCAAAAUGCAUUGAUUGCUUUCUUUGACGCAGCAUGACAUAUCAGCAAGGUAAAGUUCCCAAGAAGUGGUCUAUUGAAACAAAAAUGUUCAAACACAGUUAGAGGCUAACUGUACAUGCUUUUUGUUUCAAAUGCUUCUUGCUAUCACCUAAUUUAUCAAUGUAUUUAAUAUCUAAAAAUUUGAGACAUAGUGACUUUUUUAGUAAUAUUUCUUUUGACACAUGAAGCUUUUUAAAAACAGAUUUUUAUUUUAAAACUCAAGGGGAAUGAUUACAAGGGAUUUUUUAAAAAGUAAGUUUUACAAAGUGUGGAUAUUUUAAUUUUUAAAUUGAGAAAUAAUAUAUGGAAAAUGAAAAUGUAUUCCGAUUUUCUGCAAAGUACAUACAUACACACCUAAGUGAAAACUGCUUUAUAGGUUUCAGUGCAUACUUUUAUAUAUUACUUUAUUUAAUCUUCACAGCUGCUCUGUACAUUUGUGAAAUCAUAUAAGAAAAUUGAUUCUCAGUAAAACUGCACACUAGGAGGAUAUGCUGAAAUUUUAUAAAGCUGGAUCCAGAACCUAUGUUUUGAUACCUGGCUUGUGUCUUGAUUACUAUAUAUAUAUCAUCAACCAGUGGAAAUAACCUACCAACGGUUUUUCCUAGGAGUUGGGAUUGGUCUGCCACUGAUUUUUCUCUUACUUGGUUUUAUCACUGCUGCAGUGUGUGAAAUGCUUAACUUGGUUCAGUGCUGUACAUUAUUGCCAGGGAAAUAAGCAGAGCUCAGAGAGUGGGGUGAUCUUAACUUGAUGUUCUGUAAGCAGUUGAGCUGUAAAGAGUACAACAGGAAAAGAGUGUAGAAAAAGUAAUGCCUUCUUAGAUUUUCCUGUACUAGUGUCCAUGAUUUCCUUUUUUAUUUUAAUUGAAGGAAAAUGUUUUGUUCAUUAAUCCUGAUUCGUAUUUAUUCAUGUCAGAUGACUAUUUGUUUAAAACUUUUUAAAUGGCAUAAAGAUCAUGGAAAAUAAGCUGGUCUUCAUGUUUUCAGGAAGGGCAGGCUCAUGAAUUUUUCAGAAAACGAUGUUUAUUUAUAUGCCAUUAUAUUAUUUAUGUGCAAACCUUUUCUAUUAAAUGUAAAAAUGUGUUAAAGGCAA
Molecule: messenger RNA, 3404 nt
Organism: Oryctolagus cuniculus (rabbit)
Lineage: Eukaryota; Metazoa; Chordata; Mammalia; Lagomorpha; Leporidae
Source: RefSeq, a predicted model, not a curated record